Molecule: messenger RNA, 5526 nt
Organism: Oreochromis aureus
Lineage: Eukaryota; Metazoa; Chordata; Actinopteri; Cichliformes; Cichlidae
Gene: rasa3
Product: RAS p21 protein activator 3
Exons: 24
Coding region: 159-2693 (844 amino acids)
Biological process (GO): regulation of GTPase activity; negative regulation of Ras protein signal transduction; intracellular signal transduction
Molecular function (GO): GTPase activator activity
Source: RefSeq, a predicted model, not a curated record
UAGAGCUGAGCCAGCCAGCAGCCGGAGCGCGAUCGCUGUCUGGGGAGCAUAGAUGUGCAAAACCCCUGGAAUAUCCGUGCGCUGGAGAGGCCAGAACCGACCACCGUGGAGGACCGUCUUCAUUUAGUCGUCAUAAAGGAAAGUGCCACGGCGAAAGCAUGGCGGUAGAAGAGGAAGGUCUCCGGGUUUUCCAGAGCGUUAAAAUAAAAAUAGGAGAAGCAAAAAACAUCCCUCCGUACCCGGGGCCAAACAAGAUGAGGGACUGUUACUGCACAGUCAACCUGGACCAAGAGGAAGUCUUCAGGACCAAGAUUGUGGAGAAGUCGCUUUGUCCGUUCUACGGGGAGGACUUCUACUGCGAGAUCCCGCGUAGCUUCAGGCACCUCUCCUUUUACAUUUUCGACAGGGAUGUCUUCAGAAGGGACUCCAGUAUCGGCAAGGUUGCUGUGAAGAAAGAGGACCUGCAGAAAUAUCACGGGAAAGACACCUGGUUCCAGCUACAACCUGUCAGCGCUGACUCAGAGGUGCAGGGAAAAGUGCACCUGGAGCUUCGUCUGAGUGAAGUCAUCACGGACAGUGGCGUCAUCAGCCAUAAACUGGCCACACGAGUACUGGAGUGCCAAGGUCUUCCGAUUGUCAACGGCCAAUGUGACCCCUACGCUGCCGUGUCCUUGCUAGGUCCUUCAAGGUCAGAAGCCAAGAAGACCAAGGUGAAGAGGAAAACCAACAAUCCACAGUUUGAGGAGGUUUUCUAUUUCGAGGUGACGCGGCCGUUGAGCUACACGAAGCGGCAGUUUGACGUUGAAGAGGAGGAUGUUGACAAACUGGCGCUGAGGGUGGACCUGUGGAACGCCAGCAACCUGAAGUUUGGGGAUGAGUUUCUGGGAGGUGUGCGUGUGCCCCUGCGGGUCCUGGGUCAGGCCGGAGUACACGACGCAUGGUACUUUCUGCAGCCCAGGGAGAACGGGGGGAAGUCUGUGAAGGUUGAUGAGCUCGGCUCUCUGCGUCUGAACAUCGUUUACACCGAGGACCACGUCUUCCCCUCCGAACACUACACUCCGCUCAGAGAUCUGCUGCUGCACUCUGCUAAUGUCGAGCCCGUUUCAGCGUCCACAGCUCAUAUUCUCGGGGAGGUGUGUCGAGAGAAGCAAGAAGCCGCCAUCCCUCUCGUGCGUCUCUUUCUUCAUUACGGCAAAAUAGUGCCUUUCAUCAGCGCCAUUGCUCAUGCUGAAAUUAACCGCACACAGGAUCCAAACACCAUUUUCAGGGGAAACUCGCUGACUUCUAAGUGCAUCGAUGAGACCAUGAAGCUGGCAGGAAUGCACUAUCUCCAAGUCACGCUCAAGCCAAUUAUAGAUGAGAUCUGCACUGAACACAAGCCCUGUGAAAUCGACCCCGUCAAGCUCAAAGAGUCAGAAAACCUGGAGACGAACAGGGAAAACCUUCGUCACUAUGUAGACCGCAUUUUCAACGUUAUCACAACCUCUGGUGUUCGCUGUCCCACCGUCAUGUGUGAUAUCUUCUUCUCUCUGCGAGAGUCUGCUGCCACUCGUUUCCAAGUUGACCAAGAUGUCCGAUACACAGCAGUGAGCAGUUUCAUCUUCCUGCGUUUUUUCGCUCCAGCCAUCCUCUCGCCAAACCUGUUCCAUCUACGACCGCACCAUCCGGACCCCGCUACUUCGAGAACCCUCACCCUCAUAUCUAAGACGAUCCAGACCCUGGGGAGUCUUGCCAAGUCAAAAUCUGCCAAUUUCAAAGAGUCUUACAUGGCUGCUUUUUACGACUACUUCAACGAGCAGAAAUAUGCAGACGCUGUGAAGAAUUUCUUGGAUCUGAUCUCCACGUCUGGAAAAUGGGAUCAAAAGAGCAUUGAGACACCAAUCAUGCUCAAAGAGGGGUUCAUGAUAAAGAGAGCCCAGGGGAGAAACCGGUUUGGAAUGAAAAACUUCAAGAAGAGAUGGUUUCGUCUCACCAACCACGAAUUCACCUACCACAGAACGAAAGUUCCAUCUCUGAUGUUGUUCCUGUUCCCACCAGGUGAGGGAGCUCUUUGCAGCAUUCCCAUAGAGAACAUUCUGGCUGUAGAGCGGCUGGAGGAGGAGUCUUUCAAAAUGAAAAAUAUGUUCCAGGUCAUUCAGCCAGAGCGGGCGCUCUACAUCCAGGCCAACAACUGCGUAGAGGCGCGCGACUGGAUCGACAUCCUGACCAAAGUCAGCCAGUGCAACCGCAAACGCCUGAGCACCUACCACCCUUCAGCCUACCUCAACGGCCACUGGCUAUGCUGCAAGCUCUCAGCAGACACUGCUCCCGGGUGUACGCCCUGCACCGGCGGCCUCCCGGCAAACAUCCAGCUGGAUGUAGAUGGUGACAGAGAGACCGAGAGAAUUUACUCCCUGUUCAGCACAUACAUGACCAAACUGAUCAAGAUGCAAGAGGCCUGCGGCAGUAAGUCGGUAUAUGACGGCCCCGAGCAGGAGGAGUACUCCACCUUCGUCAUAGACGACCCCCAGGAGACCUACAAAACCCUGAAGCAGAUCAUUUCAGCCGUGCAGACGCUGGAACAGCAGCACACCAAGUACAAACGUGACAAGUUCAAGAAGACAAAGAUAGGCAGCCAGGAGCAUCCGAUUGGAGACAAGAGUUUCCAGUGCUACAUCCGCCAGCAGUCUGAGAGCUCCACCUACUCCAUCUAGCCACAGCCCUGGAUCCGGUUUCUGUGAUGCUCAAAACCAGCAUAUUUUUCUCUACUGCAGAAAAAUCCACCGAAAUUGAGCUCUGUGUCUGGUAUCGAGUUUUAAAGCAUUUCCCGUGUCUAAAAUAAGCAAAUAAAAUAACUUCCUUAAGACGCUUGUGGAAGUAAAGCAACCUUUCACCCCGAUCUGAUCUAGUUUUGAGAAAAUGACAACUUUACGACUCAUUGCCAAACUCCAAGAGCCGCGUAUAUGGACCUACCUGCAGUUUCUCAAAGUGCAUCGCUCCACAUUUGGACAAACAGAGCUCACUUUUAGAAGAGAGAGGGAGGAGAAAAAAGAGGAGCACUUGUGGAGGAAAGGAGGGAUAUGAGUGAAGAGGGGACAGUCUCCUUUCCGCGACGUGACGAGAGAACAAAGGUUUUCACUGGACAGUUCUGACAGUGACCAGCACGCACUUUAAUCGCCUCCAAAUCUUCGGACGAACAAGCCUCACAGCACACUUUUCAGAAAGCGACUUUUACCUCUUUGAUUUGUGUGCGGUUAUUUUAAAUGUUGUUGAAAUUGUUACCUUUCAUUUGCCGUCUGACGGACGAAGCUCCAGACGAGAAGGAAGGACUGCAGCUUAUCCCCUCUGCGGGUGAUGUUAUACCUGUGUACCUUUCACUUUCAAGCCUCUCCCCCCAGCGUCUUCGGGAUACAAGUUCAGGAAGAGCCACAAAAAAAACAAAAAAAAGGGAUCAUCGGGCCCAUUUGCAGCCCAAGCGACUUCAUUUAAGCUACCAAAAAUCUCUCCACGUACAAUUUUAGCCCACAUUUUAAAAACCCUUUAAAAAGAGGUUUCCAUGUUUUGUUUUUUAAGCUUUGAUCUGUUUUGGUUGGUCGUCAUGCCCCAGUGAAACCAGUACCCAGGUUGGCAUUUUUUUCCCCCCCUGCCCGCACAGGUUAUGCUGUAAUCAUGGGUAAAUUACAUCAUUCAAGACCAGUUUCUUUAGAUGCAGAAAAUGUGCAUGUGGCAGAACAAGUCCUUUUUCAGGUACAGCCGUACAGUCUAGUGGACUACGUUAUACUGAUGCAAACACAAGGGAGACAGAAUAUUAGAGAACUCUGAGUACAGUGUAGUCCAGUACAAAACUGGCUUUAAUAAUUACAGCAGAGCAGCUGUAUGGAUUUCAUAAGACACAAUUUUCAUCACUUACUGUCCAUUUAUGGUGGAUAAGUAUAAUUAAUGUCAGAAAAGCAGCUUUAAUAAUGAAACGGAAAGACACUUUUCCCCGACACCCAGCGCUGGGCUGAGACCACACAGCUUGGCAUUAGCUCAGAGGCCUGUUUCACUCCUGUGUAAGCAGGAAAAUAAGUAAAAGCCUGUCUACCCCCUCCAGCUAUCACAAAUGAGAUCAUUAACAGGGAUGUUUUAUUUUCAGAUACACUUCUAAUUAUUACGCAAACUAACAUUUUAACCUGUCUUAGAUUGUAAUUGUGAAAUGGAUAGAGUGUGACUGAUUGUGUUGCCCCGCUGGUUACCUAAUAAUAAUGUGGUUCUUUUGUUUCUGUGAGUUAGCCUCCCACUCCCUCCGUACCUUGUCGUUUGAACUCUUAUUUAUAUGCAUUCCACUGAAAAGCUACCUGCUGUGAAGCGCCUCACGAUCUAUUGAAGGUACAGGAUUUAUUGUUGCUAGCCAACUGUGUUGUGUUGUCCCAUGCUUUCGCAAAGGCGGACGCAUUUUUUUGUCUUUCACUCUGACAGUGCAUGUGAAGUGUAGACAGCAGACUCUGCAAGCGACUACAAACCACAACUUUUGUAUUUUCCGAAUCCAAGUAUGUGCUUAUGUAGCCUCGCGGGUGUUCGCCCCCAUGGUCACAGGAUCCUAAACAGUGCCAGUUAUCACUUUUCUAAAGUUCAUUUUUUAAAUAUAUAUAUAUAAAUAUAUUAAAAAAAAAACCCAACUGUACUGUUUGUAAAACAGCUGAACAACUAAUCCAAUUAUAUGUUUUUGUUUUUUGGGUGGGUCAAAUAAGGAAGGUUCUCAACAAUUUGACUCUGUUUUCUAUCUUGUCAUACGGAAAUUUUGCUGUGUAUCUGAGCUGGAUGAGGUGUGUGUGUGUGUGUGUGUGUGUCUGUUAUGUGGGUGUGUGCUUAUUUUUGUCAGUGUGGACACAUGUGACUGACGUGAUGGGUUGUGUUGCCAAUUGAUCAAACAGUGUUACAGGUCAGGAAAGGCAGAUCACUGCCUGUAAUUAUACUGAAGACACUGUUACUUCACUCUUGGCCUGACUUAGCGUAUCCCUUCUUUCCUCUCAUAUACAAUCACUGUUUCUUUUCAAGAAGAUAUUGCCAAUCUAUUCUCCCCAGAUGUCUUAUGAACAGUAAAAAUAUUAAGAGAGCAGCCUGGGUUUAACCUCUUUCAGGUUUUCCUCCCCCUACAGGUUACUAACUCUCCUCAGGUUUAUGAAACUCAUAUUUAUUAUAACUUUCAUUCAAACCUUCCCAGAAUUCCCAGCGAAGUUGGUGUGGGUAUGACUCCUCCAACCCCGAUACCCAUAAAAGGAAUGAAUUAUGCAAUAACGGUGUUUCAGCAUGCAAUAAUAUUAACAAGCCCUUGAUAAGCCUGUCAAGUGAUCACAAAUUAACAAUGCACAUCUGCUGAUGUUUUGCAGUCAGAUGCCUCUUCAGAUAAACACAUAUUAUAAAAGGGAGAACAGUGUAUUUUGUACAAAUAUUUUAAAAGUAUUAAAAUAAGCCUGUUAUUUGUGUACAUAAAACAAUUGAAUGAAUGGUGAAAAUGUGAUGUGUUUUUUUUCCCGAGUAACCAAAUGAAACAAUUAUUAAUGCAAA